GGUGGUAUUAGUACCUCUAACUUUAGUAGAGUACUUGACAGAGUGGUAUUAGUACCUCUAACUUUAGUAGAGUACUUGACAGAGUGGUAUUAGUACCUCUAACUUUAGUAGAGUACUUGACAGGGUGGUAUUAGUACACUCCUUUUCCUGUUAUCGUGAAGGGGCGGGGCCUCCAAACCGAAAGUAGGUGCGCUACAGACUGUUGACGGUCCUCCAUUUUCCUGCGACGUUGACCCGGAGAAGCCCGAGAGGCUCGUGGAGGAGACCACCACCGGCCGCUGUGACUUUCAGCAACAACGCAAGAAAAUGGCAGAGGAGAGGAAGUUGAGGGAGCAGUCCAGCUCUUCGUCCUCCACUCAUUCCCCCCUGUCUGAACAGCCAAUCAGCUCCAGCAGUGAGGAUAUCAGUUCACAGGUGAGUGAAGCCGAGUCCUCGGCUCCCAGCUGUGUUUCUCUGAAGAGUGAUGGAUCCAUGCUCCAGCCGCUCUGGUUUGGUCAUAAGAGACAAAGUUCACAGGUGAGUGAAGCCGAGUCCUGGCCUCCCAGCUGUGUUUCUCUGAAGAGUGAUGGAUCCAUGUUCCAGCCGCUCUGGUUUGGUAAUAAGAGACAACGUUCACAGGUGAGUGAAGCCGAGUCCUCGGCUCCCAGCUGUGUUUCUCUGAAGAGUGAUGGAUCCAUGCUCCAGCCGCUCUGGUUUGGUAAUAAGAGACAAAGUUCACAGGUGAGUGAAGCCGAGUCCUCGGCUCCCAGCUGUGUUUCUCUGAAGAGUGAUGGAUCCAUGUUCCAGCCGCUCUGGUUUGGUAAUGAGAGACAACGCCAGCUCACUGUACAACCAGCAACAACAAGAAAAGAUCCUGACCACCAGAGAGUCGCUGAGGAAGACGCUGGGCGCUGCCUUUUUUUGAAAGCAAAGAAGAAUCUUAAAAAAGAAAUGCAGAGGAAGUUUGCCUCGACACUUGAAGGCCUUGGUGACCAAGAGAACCCCAUGAACAGCAUCUACACGACACUCUUCAUCACCACCGCGGAGAGCGAGGGGCCCCACGAGGAGCGGUCGUUCAGAUACACCAAACAACCACAAUCUUCUGAACAAUCAGUCGACCUCUGCGACAUCCUGAAGCCUUUGCCUGGUCAAGAGACGCCGGUCAGAACAGUCCUGACGAAGGGCGUCGCGGGAAUCGGAAAGUCCUUUUCUGUGCAGAAAUUCAUUCUGGAUUGGGCCGAGGGGAGAGAAAACCAGGACGUCGAUUUUGUUUUCAACCUCGCUUUCCAAGAGCUGAAUUUGAGUACAGAUAACCAGAGCUUGCACAAGCUCCUGGCUGAUUUUCACCCUGCGGUCCGAGAUCUGAAAGACCCUGAAGAUUUCGUCAAAGCCAAAGUUAUAGUGAUCCUGGACGGCCUGGAUGAAGGCAGAUUUCCGCUGAACUUCAAAACCAAGAGAGUGACAUCUGUCAGUGAAGUAACAUCUGUGGAUAACCUCGUAGAAAACCUCAUCCGGGGGAACCUUCUGCCUAAGGCUAACCUCUGGAUAACGUCACGUCCAGCAGCAGCCAAUCAGAUCCCUGAAAAGUUUGUUGACAUGGUGACGGAGAUAAGAGGGUUCAGUGACCGACAAAAAGAACAAUACUUCAGGGAGAGGUUUCGUCAGGACGAGGGUCUCGCUGUCAGGUUCAUUUCGCACAUGCGCUCCUCACCGAGUCUCGACAUCAUGUGCCAGAUCCCGAUCUUCUGCUGGAUUGCCGCCGUAUUAUUUAAGGAGAUCUCCGGGGGAGACGAGAAAGCCGAACCCCCUCAAACUUUGACAGAGAUGAUGGCGCAUUUGCUGAUUACACAAACAAAACUCAGAAGCAGAAAGUAUGGCCAGAAAACACACAAGGAGUUCCUUCUGAAACUCGGUAAGCUUGCAUUUGUUCAGCUGCAGAAGAAUAACCUCAUCUUCUACGAGGAAGACCUGGAAGAAUGUGGCAUUGACAUACCAGAAGCAACCAUCUACUCUGGAUUUUGCACCACCAUUCUUCGGGAAGAACGACUCGUUUUCAAGAAAAAUGUAUUUUUCUUUGUGCACCUGACCAUACAGGAGUUCUUUGCGUCUUUUUUUGUCUUUGACUGUUUCACAAACAAGAACACAAAAGAGCUCGGCAACUUCCUCAGUCCGGAGGACGGAGAACAUACUUUACUUGAUCUUCUAAAGAUGACAGUUGACAAAGUGUUGGAAGAUCAGAACGGACACCUGGACCUCUUCUUGCGAUUCCUCCUCGGCCUCAUGGUGGAACCAAACCGGAGAGUCCUUCAGGGUCUGCUGAAGACGCCGGACGCCAGCGAAGAUACCGAGAAGAAAAUCUUGACUAGCCUCAAAGCCAUCCGAAGAAAGACCCUCUCUCCAGACAACUGCAUCAACCUCUUCCAGAAUAUUGUCGAGAUGAGAGACCACAAAGUCAAAGAUGAGAUUGAAGAAUAUCUCAAGUCGUCCGAUGGUUCCAAAACAGAGCUGACUCCCCUGCACUGCUCUGCGCUGGCCUACAUGCUGCAGGUAUCAAAGCAGGAUCUGGAUGUGUUGGACUUGAAGAGUUUCAACACAUCGGAGAAAGGCCGAAGGAGGCUGAUACCAGCUGUGAUGAUCAGCAGAAAGGCCAUACUUGCAGACUGCAAAGUGGACGAGGCAUGGCUUAAGCAUCUGGCCUUUGGCCUCAACUUCCCCUACUUACCUCUGAGAGAUCUGGAUCUGAGCAACAAUGACCUGAAAGAUUCAGGAGUAAAGCUGCUCUGUGAUGGACUGUCGAGUCAAUACUGCAGACUCGAGACGCUGAGGCUGUCAGGUUGUCAGAUCACAAAGGAUGGCUGCGCUUCUCUGGCCUCGGCUCUACGUUCGAAGGCCUCCAAACUGAUGGAGCUGGACCUGAGCUACAACCAUCCAGGAGAAUCAGGAAAGAAGCUGCUCUCUGAGCUGAAUAACGACCCACGGUACAAGCUCAAUCUUGAUCAUGGUGGAAGUCAACGGAUGAAACCGGGAUUCAAGAAAUAUGCCUGUGCGCUCACUUGGGACCCCAACACGGCCCACAAGAAGCUCCUUCUCUCGGAGGGCAACAGAAAGGUGACCCGGGUGGAAGACGAGCAGCCAUACCCGCCUCAUCCAGAAAGGUUCGAUCCCAGCCAACAGGUGCUGUGUGAACAGGGUCUGGAGGGGCGCUGCUACUGGGAGGCCGAGGUGACGGAGCCCUUCAACAUCGGGUUAACGUACAGAACCAUUGGCAGGAAAGGGGAUGUGAAUGAUUGCAAGCUGGGACGCAGCGAUAAGUCUUGGUCCAUGACUUGCUCUGAUGAUGGUUGUUUUGUUCUGCACAACAACCAGAGUGUGUGCGUCUCUUCCCUGAGCUCGCGCUCCAGCCGGGUGGGGGUGUAUCUGGAUGGGCCGGCUGGCACCCUGUCCUUCUACAGAGCUUCCUCCGACAGUCAGACCCUCAUCCGUACCUUCAACGCCACGUUCAAAGAGCCCCUCUAUCCCGCCGCUGAGCUUCGCACUCAUUCGUCUGCGUUAUUUUGUCAGCUGCCGUAGAUCCAUCAGCGGCCGAAGGCUACCAGGUGUGUUGAAGCCGUUUGCAGCGCGUAGAAUCGGCUUCAGAGGCAGUCGGGGAAAGAGCGGUCGGACCGGCUGUUGUGAUCUUGUUGCUCCGUGUUUUUCGCCUUCACCUUUUUUCUUUCGCCACGUGCCAACCGCACCCGCAGUAAAACAGAAGGGAAACAUGAAUAAAUAUUAAAUACAAACUUUUUCCGACACGACAAGAACCGCCCGGCUUAGCCGACGAGCUCGUGCAACGAAAGGCUAAGCUUCAGAAACGCGCUACGACGUGAAAAGCACAUUCUCUUCUCGCAUGAAAUGAACCAUGUAUUGUAUAGCUCAGUACAGUGCCGUAACGGAAACACAUGAGGCCCCCCUGCAGAAUAACCCUGAGAGGGCCCCCCCCCCAUAUGUAAGGGAUAAUGUAUUGUCCGGCGGUCAUUAUCC
Molecule: messenger RNA, 3999 nt
Organism: Cyclopterus lumpus (lumpfish)
Lineage: Eukaryota; Metazoa; Chordata; Actinopteri; Perciformes; Cyclopteridae
Product: NACHT, LRR and PYD domains-containing protein 12-like
Exons: 12
Coding region: 307-3549 (1080 amino acids)
Molecular function (GO): protein binding
Source: RefSeq, a predicted model, not a curated record